AAAUCAAAUGUGACCUAGCCUUGUAGAUCAAUCAUUUCCAAUAGCGAUCGUGCGCGACUAAGUUUCUUGUAGAUGUGUUAUUGACACGUCGCUUUCCUCAGAAAUAUUUAAUUUAUUAGCGAGCCUUCUUCCUCGAAGGAUAUGAUACGCAAUAACAAAAUGUCUCACAGAGAACAUGAUAAAAGUAGGCUAAGCUUCUAGGCCUAUCGUUAUAGACCUAUUUGAAACUAUGUUUGCGUAAUUUGCCUGACAACGCGAAAGGCGGUCUUCCAGAGCUUCGGUAAAUUGGCUUGUCUUCUUCUGAUUAGUAAGGCCUAGUGCAGAAAACCUUUACAACGCAAAAUUACAACGAGGAAAUACAGAAUUUAACGUUUAGCUGGCGCCUGAAAGUCGAACAAAAAGACCAUAAACCAUGAGCUAUCCAGGAUACCCUCCUCAAGCCGGUGGCUACCCACCCCAAGCCGGAGGCUACCCACCCCAAGCCGGAGGCUACCCACCCCAAGCUGGAGGAUACCCACCCCAGGCUGGAGGAUACCCACCUCAGGCAGGCGGCUAUCCCCCUCAAGCAGGGGGUUACCCCUCUCAGGCUGGAGGUUACCCCCCUCAGGCUGGUGGCUAUCCUCCACAGCCUGGAGCUGGAGGGUACCCAGCCAUGCCCCCAGCAGGUAGUUGGGGAGGUGGUGCUGGUUUCCCCACCAUAGGUGUUGAUAAUCUGUCCAACCCUGGAUUCAACGCAGGCAAUCUCCCAGGCAUGGCCAACCAGAUCUCAUCAUCCAUGGGGGGCUUUAACCCCAACCCUGCCAUGUUCACCCCUGGUGGGUACCCCCAACAUUCCCCCCAGGCCCCUAACCAACAGCCCCAUGGCCUGUACCCACAGCCAGGUGGGCAGAUGCCCCAGACUCAAGGCCCAGGCAUGGGCUACCCAGGCCAGCCCAUGCCUGGCUACCCACAGGCACCCUCACCCAACCCCUCCAUGCCUGGUUACGGAGGAGGACCAGCGCCUAACCAGCCCAUGCCAGGGUACCCUCGUGCCCCGUCGCCCAACCCGUCCAUGCCAGGAUACGGAGGUGGAGCCAUGCCCGUCGCUCCUGCCAUCAACAGAGGAUUCAGGGGAAGCAUCAAGGAUUAUCCAGGAGCAGACCCCCUGAGAGAUGUGGAGGUUCUGAGGAAAGCCAUGAAGGGCUUUGGUACUGAUGAACAGGCCAUCAUAGACCUGCUAGGAAGUCGCUCCAACAGACAGCGUGUCCCCAUGCUCAUGGCCUUCAAAACCUCCUACGGAAAGGAUCUGGUUAAGGAUCUUAAGUCCGAGCUGUCAGGGAACUUUGAGAAGCUGGUGCUGGCCAUGUUGAAGACUCCAUCCCAGCUUGAUGCCUACGAACUGAAGGAAGCCAUUAAGGGCGCAGGGACAGACGAGGCCUGUCUGAUAGAGAUCCUGUCCUCUCGCUCCAAUGCAGAGAUCAAAGAGCUCAACCAGGUCUACAAGACAGAGUAUAAGAAGUCUCUGGAAGAUGCCAUCAGUGGGGACACCUCAGGACAUUUCCGUAGACUCCUCAUCUCUCUGGCCCAGGGUAAUCGAGAUGAAAGAGAGACAGUGGACAUCUCUGUAGCUAAACAAGAUGCUCAGGCUCUGUAUGCUGCUGGGGAGAACAAGGUGGGAACUGAUGAGUCCAAGUUCAACGCCAUCCUGUGUUCUAGGAGCAAACCCCACCUCAGAGCAGUGUUCCAUGAGUAUCAGCAGAUGUGUGGCAGAGACCUAGAGAAGAGCAUUGACAGAGAAAUGUCUGGAGACCUGGAGAGUGGAAUGGUGGCCGUGGUCAAGUGUAUUAAGAACACACCCGCCUACUUUGCAGAGAGACUCUACAAGUCCAUGAAGGGGGCCGGGACCAAAGACAAAACCCUGAUUCGGAUCAUGGUGACGCGUUCUGAGGUGGACAUGCUGGAUAUCCGUCAGGAAUACGUCAAGAACUACGGCAAGUCGCUCUACACAGACAUCUCUGGAGACACCUCAGGGGACUAUAAGAAACUGCUGUUAAAGCUGUGUGGAGGGAGCGACUAGAGGGACCAUGUCAGCUCUCUACGGGAUCUCCUCCACACUAUAUCCAUUUACUGACUGGCCUAUAAUAUAAUCAUUAUCAUAAUAUGUGCCAUUCUGCCACUCUGUCUGACUGUCUUCCUCUGCACCACAAUCAGCAGUUCUGCAUGCCAUGCCAUCCAUUUUUUCAAUGCAACUGUUGUCACAUGUUAUGAUAUGAGAACAUCAUGUCCUAAAGCUGUUCCUUUUCUAUAUUUUUAUGAGCAACAAAGUAUAUAUUUUUCAAUAAGUUUUCCUUUGAUUGGUAUUAUAUCUUAGUCUAUCUGAAAAUGCCCUUAAAGGUACAAUGUGCAACAUUGAUUAGAUUUGGAAUUUAAAUCAAUAUAUAUAUAUUUUUUAAAGAUAUAUUUUAUUUGAACCAGCCUGUGCCAAUAUUAUGCGUAUCUAAUUGUACAAGUUAAUUCAGUACUAAUUGAUUUAGCUGAGCAGUGUUCAAUACGUUACUCUGAUAAGAAUAAUUAGCAGCUAAAAUACCAAAGUGGUCAGUUUAUAUUUAAGCAGUUAAUGCCCGAGUGGGUGUGAUAUAUGGCCAAUAUACCACGGCUAAAGGAUGUUCUGAAGCAGUACCUGGAUACAGCCCAUGAUAUAUUGGCCAUAUACCACAAACCCCUGAGGUGCCUUAUUGCUAUUAUAAACUUGUUACCAAUGUAAUUAGAGCAGUGAAAAUAAAUGUUUUGUCAUACACGUGGUAUAUGGUCUGAUAUACCACGUCUGUCAGCCAAUCUGCAUUCAGGGCUUGAACCGCCCAGUUUAUAAUUGUGUUUAUAUGGUGUGUGUACACUAUCACUGUUGUUUACUUUCCUUUACACUCAUGUGUUUUCUGCUGUUUGCUACAAGUUGAAGUUUCAACUUUUUAAUGGUGCACAAGUACAGGGAAAUGUAUUUUUCUUUGAGCAUAUCUGUCAAUAUAACUCCAAACGUAAACCUCAUUGCAUCACAAUUCAGUAACGGUGCUCUGAUGAUGACUACAUCUGAAAAUAAAUGUUGAGAAGCACG
Molecule: messenger RNA, 3088 nt
Organism: Oncorhynchus nerka (sockeye salmon)
Lineage: Eukaryota; Metazoa; Chordata; Actinopteri; Salmoniformes; Salmonidae
Product: annexin A11-like
Exons: 15
Coding region: 413-2056 (547 amino acids)
Biological process (GO): cytokinetic process; phagocytosis
Cellular component (GO): cytoplasm
Molecular function (GO): calcium-dependent phospholipid binding; calcium ion binding
Source: RefSeq, a predicted model, not a curated record